Molecule: messenger RNA, 5806 nt
Organism: Tribolium madens (black flour beetle)
Lineage: Eukaryota; Metazoa; Arthropoda; Insecta; Coleoptera; Tenebrionidae
Gene: ab
Product: protein abrupt
Exons: 8
Coding region: 470-2374 (634 amino acids)
Biological process (GO): regulation of transcription by RNA polymerase II
Cellular component (GO): nucleus
Molecular function (GO): protein binding
Source: RefSeq, a predicted model, not a curated record
GCUGUGGACCGAUCGCGAUUGUUUCAACAAUUGCAACCGCUAGCUAGAUUGCACUCCAUUGUUGGCUGUUGUUAUGCAUUGUUGUUGCAGUUGAAAUUUUUUUACAGUGCAGUGAUUUUUUUAAAAAUCGGUUGCGAUUUUUUUACAAUUUUUAGUUGUGGUACGUUUAGUGCAGUGGUUGAUUUCUCGACAAUUAUUUCAGAAGACCGACAGCCGCUUAAAUUUAAAAACACCAACAAAUCUAAAUAGAAAUACGAAAAGGAAACGAUGAAGACGCGCUAACUACUGACUCUCGAAACCGUUCAGAUCCCUCGAGCUCCUUCAAGUGUCGCCCGCCCAGCAGCCCUCAAGUUCAGUCAAUGUUCCUAAAGAGAUAGCAAGAGGACCUCCGGUCUGCGUGGUGCGUGUCCAUUGGCGUAGUUGAAACGGCUUAAUCAUUGGCGUAGAGAUUGCACCUUCGCUUUGCCCGAUGGGGGGCGAUACCUCCCCCGAGCAGCAGUACUCGCUGCGUUGGAAUGAUUUCCAUUCGUCGAUUCUUUCGUCGUUUCGACACUUGAGGGAUGAAGAAGACUUCGUCGAUGUGACAUUGGCCUGUGAUGGAUGUUCGUUUACAGCACACAAAGUUGUGCUGUCGGCGUGUAGUCCCUACUUUAGGAGGUUGCUCAAAGCCAAUCCCUGUCAACAUCCCAUCGUCAUCCUCAGGGACGUACAGCAAAAAGACAUGGAAAGUCUGUUACGAUUUAUGUACAACGGAGAAGUUCACAUAGGACAAGAACAAUUAACGGAUUUUUUAAAGACUGCACAAAUGUUACAAGUGAGGGGAUUAGCCGACGUACCGGCGGGUACUGCAGGACAAAGACUGACUGCUCCAGAGCAAAAGAUCUCACCUAAUUCUUCAUCUUUACCGUGGGCGACGGACCGAUCAGAUGCUCUCCGUGAGGGUGCUUUAUCGCCGCCCCCAGCUAAAAGGUCCAGGAGUUCGGAGCGAGGGACUUACACUCCCGAUAGGGGGCGAAGUCCUUCUAGGGGAAACGGCGACAUGCAGGAAUCUCUCCUCGGACAAGCCUUGGAAGGCGGCCCCACGAUACUCACUAAAGAGAAGGGAAAUUCGGAUUCGUCGUUGCAAGCACAAUCCACUGGCGAGGACAGCAACAGCAGCGAUACGGCGAUGAGCGAUCAUGGAGACCCUGUAACCCCAAAGACUGAACCUUCCGAUUACCCCAUGUUAGACGAUCAUCAUCCUUUCAAUACCAAUGGUGGGCUAAUUGAUCAGACGCGGACUCCGACAUUUCCAGGCGCGUUGUUAGGUCUACAAGGAUUAGGAGGACUUAUGCCAGGACCCUCAGGGAUCCAUAAUAGUACGGACAAUUUCGUUUCAAGACGUUCUUUGGACAUGAUGAGAGUCAGAGCGACAGACCCAAGACCGUGUCCAAAGUGCGGCAAAAUCUACCGAUCUGCUCACACAUUACGAACUCAUUUAGAAGAUAAACAUACGAUAUGUCCUGGUUAUAGAUGUGUUUUAUGUGGAACAGUUGCAAAAUCGAGAAAUUCGCUACAUUCACAUAUGUCUCGCCAACAUAGAGGAAUAAGUACAAAAGACCUGCCUGUUCUACCAAUGCCCGCACCAUUCGAUCCGGAACUUGCCAGCAGGUUGUUGGCAAAGGCCGGCGUGAAAAUAAGCCCCGCGGAGCUGCGAGCGCGCGCGUCUCCGACGGGUCCGCGACGGUCCGACGUGAAGUUGGACGCGAAAAGCGCGUACUCUGGCGCGGCCUCGGAGGCCGGUAGCUCGAUAUGCGGCGACAACGACCCCGAAGACCUGACAAUCUCGCACCAAAGGUAUGGAGGGCUAGAUUUAGCGCUGUCCCCGCCGUCGCACUACCCGAACUCUAACUUUAGGUUUAACUCGACGGGUCAGGCGGUGGCCGCCAAAAGCGUUGACUCUCUAGCCCACAACCUGUCGAAGGAGCCGUACCCCGCGCCGCUGCCCCCGCCCGURUCCGGCGCGAACUCCACGGGGUCGGCCAUUCUAGACACUUAUCUGCAGUUCAUCACAGAGAACAGCCUCGGCAUGGGGAUGAUGUCGUCUGAGCAGGCGGCGGCGGCUGUGCAUGCCGCCAAGCUGGCGCAGCUUAACGCCAUGGGGCUGGACAAGGCCUCGCAGCAGCACUUCCUCGAGAAGAUGCAGCAGCAGAUGCAGAGCGCCAAUGAACUUAUGAUGAAACGGAAUGACGAGAUCAGGCGAGGUGACGCCGAGAUGGUUAAUCACGAAAGAGAGCGAGAAAAGGAGAAUGAUGAGGGGGAGUCCUCGGGGGGCGAAGAGGAGGAUUACAGUGAGGACGAAGCGGAACCGGAAGCGGUCAAAGCAGGGGAAUAGUUGUACAUAGGAUGGAAGAAUGAAAUUUGAAAAAUGCUAGAAUAAGUUUGUUAAGGAAUCAGUCGCCGCCACUCUUGCCAAGUAUCAUCCAAGUUAAUACUCAUUUAUUCCAUCCAACUACCUCAGUUUUUAUCUCAUAGAAUAUUUAUUGAUUACAUUUCCUUUUAUAGUGGAGGAACGGUGGCUCCACCCCUUCUACUAUAAUGAUACUAAAAAUUCCAUCCGUCUACCUCAAAGAUAGUAUAGGUUACGAGUGCAAGAUAAUAAGGGUUUUCAAGUGUAUACGGUAUCUUUAGACAUAGUUGAAAAAAUUUAUAUUGGACUACGUUGCAGUUAUAAAAUAACUUAAAAAUCGGUGUUUCAGUAGGCUGUUGUGUAGGUUUGUACUGCAUUAGAAGUAUCUUGCCGGGUUGUUCCUUGAUUAUUUUCGCAACGGGUCCGUACAUUUCAGAUUCAAGCACGCAAACUCAGAUUUAACAAAAUGUUUUAAUCCAAUUACCUCAAACUCAGGUCGGAUCGAUAUCAGGAUAGAAUUUUACCGGUUCCUAUAUAAACUACUACACAAAACAGUACUUCCAUAAUAGCAUUUCGUCAAGUCUGAGCCCGAGUGCUCUAACCAUGGUCCACGUGUAAACAUGUUUAAUAGUGUGUAUUUUGAAUAUUUUCAAAGAUUACGUACUUGAAUUAUUAAAUGUGUUUAUCGCAACAUGUAUACAUUCAAUUCAGGUGAAAAUGGUACAAAGCGUUUUUGCCUUUACAUCAAUAUUUUUGUACGUAACUUUAAAGAAGAAAUACUGAAAUGUUACAACUUUUUGAGAUUUUACUUUAUUUUAUAGAAUGCUUCCACAUAUGUUCGUAUGCUUCCCGUUAUAAGCAAUUCGUAGCUAUAUAACAAUCAAAUUGUACUAUUAGACAAAACAUACACUUGUAUGUUAAUUCAUAUUCAUCUCUCAGGACGCUCCAAUAUCAUUCUACCGAAGUACAAAUUCCCGUAUCACGUUUACAAGUUUUGUUAAUUUUUUUAUAAUUUUUUGACAAACGAUUCUCACAUUUUCAGGGAUUUUCUCAGAUUCUUGCCAACAAGUAUCAGUAUCAAAUUAUUUUUACAUUCUUAAUUAGUCAUAAUCAGUGAUAAUUCGUCAGGUAAAUAAUAGCAAAUAAUCAGGUAUCAUCAAGUCAUUUAUUAGAAAUAUUCAUAGAUUCAUUGUAUCAUCAGUCACUAGGUUAAGUGGAGAUAGUGCUUCUUUAUUAGAAUUUAAACUUCCAUUUCAACUUCCCCAGAACUCGUUGUUCCACCCACUAGUAAGCUUACAAAACAAUUGCAUAACAGGCAUCGCGGUCUCGUCACUUACUAAGUAGUUCUUCCAUUUAUUUAUAUACUGUUGCAAUAGUUAUAUACUCGUAUUAUUUACAUAUAAGUAUUUUUUCUUAAUUUUUUUUAAUUCGUAAUUUUGACUCAGAAGUACUUAUUUUUAUACCUCGCAUAUUCAUGCUUGUCGCUAUAAGCCAAGUUCAAUUGGUAGUUCGUUGUUUCCCGGUGGUAAUCAUUGUUAAAUGUUCAUAGAAAGUAUUUGCUUACGUUCAAGACAAAGCAUAGGAAUAGAAUAAGAACUAGAAUAGCGAUAGCACUCGAAUAGAGGUCAUUGUUAAUUAUUGAAUAAGAUUAACUAGCAUAGAACAUAUUGUUAAAUGCAAAUACUUCGAUGUAUACCAAUAGGAGGAAGCACCUUCGAGUUUUGUUCUUAAAUGGCUUGCAUAUUCGGUACCAGUGAAAAACCCAUCGCUUUAACUUGUGAGUAUGCCGUACUACACUCGAUGAUGGCAACGAUUUAAGAGCAAAACGGAUAUGUUUAAGCAAAUAUGAGCUUGAAUACUGUUCCUUCCAUGAUUAGACUUGACAAAACGAAGGAACAAAAUAUUUUUAUGGUGCUUUUUGUUUCGAGAGAUAACAAUAUUGAUUUUGAGGUAUGUUAUUGUAUAUAGUCUCAUAUUUCUUGUUAACACGUAAACUUACGUGACGUUUCAAUUUUAAAACUAGCAUACUGUAUAUAUUUUUAUUUUCUCUAAUACCAAUAAAAUGCAAAUAAUUAUUAUUAGGUCUGUUCGGAUAAGAGACCCGCCAAAUUUCUGCAGUUAAAAUCGAAUUUAUUUGCGUUUUUAAUGUCAGGUAUUUGUUAGAUACUCAAUAGCUGCAGGAUGAGGGGUGUUGACGAUGUCUCAUUAUUUUAACGCUGUUGUGAUGUAGUAUUAUUUUGAUAUUGUUGUUUUUUCACGUUACCUACCUCAUUUUUAUAAUGAUUAGUGAGACUUACCUCACCUUGACACGUAUUAAAAACUCAGAAAUGACAUUGCAGAUCUCUCUCCAAUAAUACUGGUAUUUUUUGUACUUAAAAAAGAAACAAAAUAUCAAAAAAAUAUUUUUUAGUUUUAAGCUUAGACAUGUACAUACAAGUUGUUUUAUAGAAUUUGCAAGAAAUGAUAUUAAGUAUUUGUGAGAAAUCCUUACGGGACUUAUGGCGAGCUUAUAUAAGUGUGCAGUGCCAUAUAUUAGAAGAAAAUCUUUUUGCAACUUCUUGUGCGCAAUAAAUUGCAAAAAGCUUUGUGUUUUAUAUAUAGGACUCUACAGCAGUCGUUAAGAAAUGCAAAUAAACCGGAGUAAUGGUUCCUAAUUUAGUACGGUUCCUCAACAAUAGUUUUUAUGAACAAUAGUGAACAAGCCUUCUGAUAGUCCCGUAUUUCCUACUCACAGUUUUUCUUUCGUUGAGUUUUCAUUUAUUUUAAUGUUGUAUUAUUACUAUGUAGAGUGGAAUAUUGUGUAAAAUGUGUUUAUUGUUGAGGGACUGGGUGCCUUCAGAAAAUAAUUUACCAGCUGAUCGUUAGAAACAUCUAGCGAUAUUAAGCUGAACAGAGUUCCUAACAUAACUCCCUUUACGAGAGGUGAAAAUACAUUUAAAAACAAAUAACUUGUAACUUUUAUAUAGCGUAGUGAACCGUUGACACCGAAAUAUAGUUUUGCUAAACGGCAGAAUCGUAUAUACACUAUAUUAUUAUAUAAAAUAGGUGUAUGUGUAAGAGUAUAUAAACUGAUAGGUAUACCUAAAAUACCCCCGUGUCCUUUUCAUUAUUUGCAUUUCUUUUUUUACUAUUAUUUAUGUUUGUACUUAAACGGAAGAUGUGAAAAUAUUUUAUUUUUGAGAUUUUUAUCGUUAUUUGUAACGUUCUCUUUGUUUGUAAUUAAAAUGUUCCUAAUAUUUAAGUUAGGGUUAUGUUAAGUUUUUAUUGUCCUUGUUUAAUUAGAGGUAGGUGCAAUAAGAUCAACACAAUUAGUGACGUUAUAAAUAAAUACCUAUUUGCCAUAUUAUUAUUAUUCUAUUAUUAAUACGUUGUGUAUUGCUUGGGUAUCAUUUAUACAUUAUAAAUUAAUAUUAAAAA